AUGUCAAUGUUCACCAUGUCCCAACAUCACCAAUACGCCUACCCGGCAACAGCUCCCGCUCCCAGAGCAUACUCUGGACACGGAACCAGCAGCGCCUUCAGCAGCUCCGCCAACCCUGAUGAAGACUGGACCAAGAUCUCCGACCUCGCUGAGCGCAGGAGGAUCCAGAACCGCAUUGCCCAGCGCAACUACCGCAAGAAGCUCAAGAGACGCCUUGAGGACCUCGAGAGACGCGCUGGCCAGGAAGGCACAUCCCCCACCGAGAAGCCCGCGGCAACCAAGAGCACCAAAAGCAAAGCGGCGGGCAAGACACAAAAGACGCCCCCACCAACAAAGACCAUGAACCAGGGCCAAUUCACUCCUCCUAUGAACAACGACGACGAGGUCUUCUUCGCACAACAGCACUACGAGGAUGACCGCGGCAGAUCCAUCACUCCUCCGUUCCUCACAUACUCAACCUACCCCCCGGCUGAAGAGAUGAUCAUGGCUCCCGCUUACACCACACAACCGUACCCCAUGUCUGCCGCCGAGUAUCCCACAUAUCUCGCCGCAACGGUACCGGUCACGUUACCGCCCAUGAACCACUUCCAAGACGCCAUCAAGCGCGAAUCGUACCACAGCGACGACGGUCUUUCUCCCUACAUGAACUACGCGUACAUGCCCAGCAUGGACAUGAACGCGCAAAACUCCUACGACCCCACGAACCCUCAUACUCCUCCGCUCUCACACUCGUUUGACCACUCGGCCAACUGUUCCGACGCCGGCUACGAGUAUCCCACAACACCACUCUCCAUGCCGGGAUCUCCUGGCAUGAUCCAGCAAUAG
Messenger RNA from Colletotrichum abscissum, 825 nucleotides. RefSeq lists its product as uncharacterized. The record is from RefSeq and is a predicted model, not a curated record. Gene Ontology annotation, biological process: regulation of DNA-templated transcription. The coding region runs from base 1 to 825 and encodes 274 amino acids. NCBI's taxonomy places the organism in Eukaryota, Fungi, Ascomycota, Sordariomycetes, Glomerellales, Glomerellaceae. Gene Ontology annotation, molecular function: DNA-binding transcription factor activity. The transcript is spliced from 3 exons.